GCGCAGGGGAGAGAGAGAGAAUCAGAGAGAGAGAGAGAGAGAGAUCAUCGGGGGAAGAUGGAGCAUCUCAACACAUAGCCGCCUCCAGAUUCUAUUUCUUUCUCCUUUACAUCCUUGAAAUUUUAUUUUUUUAAUAUAUAUUUUUAAAGAGAGAGAGAAAAGAGGAUAAGGUCGGGCCUUGAGGUUGCAUUGAAAAGGAGGAAUUAAUUGCCAUCCACUGAGGAGGGAGCGAGAGAAAGAGAAAAUGUUACCUUCACAGGAGGCGUCCAAGAUCUACCACGACAAUUACAUGCGGAAUUCCAGGGCCAUCGGCGUUCUCUGGGCCAUCUUCACCAUCUGCUUCGCCAUUAUUAACGUGGUGGUGUUUAUUCAGCCUUACUGGAUCGGGGACAGUGUGAACACCCCGUAUCCUGGCUAUUUCGGCCUCUUCCAUUACUGUGUGGGGACGGGAGUGACCAGCCGGGACCUCAGCUGCCAGGGAACCUUCGCAGAUUUCGACAGCAUCCCCUCCGGGGCCUUCAAGGCGGCGGCGCUGUUCGUGCUGCUGUCCAUGGUGCUGAUCCUCACCUGCAUCACCUGCUUCGCGCUCUUCUUCUUCUGUAACACGGCCACUGUCUACAAGAUCUGUGCCUGGAUGCAGCUACUAGCGGCUGUCUGCCUUGUGCUGGGCUGCAUGAUAUUCCCCGAUGGAUGGGAUUCCGAAGCGGUUAGACACAUGUGUGGAGAGAAAACGGGGAAGUACACACUUGGAAACUGCUCGGUGCGUUGGGCCUACAUCCUGGCUAUCAUCGGCAUCCUGGAUGCAUUAAUCCUCUCCUUUCUGGCAUUCGUGCUUGGAAACCGUCAGAACGACCUCCUCCAGGAAGAUCUCAAAGUUGAUAACAAAGUAUUCACGAAUAAUAAGAACGUAAGGAACAAGAAAAGGCCACUCGACCCAUCGAACCCUCCACAGAACGUGUACAACUUGCCCUAUCAAGGACCUUACCCAGCCCACUCUUUCUCCCAAGGGAGACAGCCAACCACAGAUUUCACCGGUGCCGCGGUCCCUCCAUGCUCUGUGUCACCACACUGCCAAGACGGUGGGCAGGUGCCUCACCAGACCACUGCCAAUGCUUCUCUCCACCUGAGCCACUACGGGAUAGCUUAAUCCCUGUCAAUUAUUUAACCUAGUAUAUUUUUCUCUCCACUUCUUUUGCCUGGUAACCUUGGACAUCAGGAACUUGCCAAGUGGCAAUAACAUAUGCAAAAUCUCCAUUGUACCAC
Callorhinchus milii (elephant shark) is the source of this 1263-nucleotide messenger RNA. RefSeq names its product LHFPL tetraspan subfamily member 4a (gene lhfpl4a). The transcript is spliced from 5 exons. Lineage: Eukaryota; Metazoa; Chordata; Chondrichthyes; Chimaeriformes; Callorhinchidae. Gene Ontology annotation, molecular function: GABA receptor binding. The record is from RefSeq and is a predicted model, not a curated record. Gene Ontology annotation, biological process: sensory perception of sound; gamma-aminobutyric acid receptor clustering. Gene Ontology annotation, cellular component: postsynaptic membrane; plasma membrane; inhibitory synapse. The coding region runs from base 245 to 1147 and encodes 300 amino acids.